CCAUGAAAAAUGUUUUAACUGAGAAAAAAUACAUAAAAAUGUGAUCUUUGUUUAAUAUAAGAAUUAUUGAUUUUUUAUUUUUUAUUUUUUUAUUUUAUUUUUUUGCUUCAAAGUAUUGAUUUUUUAUUUUUAUGCUUUAUGAUAAACCAAAUACAGAUAGUUUUCUGAUUUGUUUAGUCUCCCAAUAAAAGGAAAUCCAAACCCGUAAUAUGUUCAUCCUAUAUAUGACCGUGUUCUUGGCUGAGUCAGAUAAGUUUUCUGAUUUGUUUAGUUUCCCUAUAAUAGGAAAUCCAAACCCGUAAUAUGCUCAUCCAUUCUAUGAUUGUGUUCUUGGCUGAGUCAGGUAAAACCUUUAUCUGGGUAUUUUGUUUUUUGUCUUUAAAGUUAUCACCAAGAGAUUGAUCUGAGAAUGAAAUUUCUCUCUCCAAGCUGGUGGCAUUGUUCUUUCUAAAGCGAAUGCUUUUCCUCCUCGUUUCUAUCCUUAUCGUCUGAAAAGGCGGGCUUUAAUGGGCAUUCUGUGGCUGAUACCAAGUAUUGGAUAUGUGGAGUAAAUGCAAAUUGAGUUUCUUCUUUUUGAUUCCACAGAAGACUAUGACUGACUCACUGACUUGACUGCCGUGUGUCUUUUCUUUCACACCGUUCAUAUUUAAGUGGGAAACGCACUUUGGGUUGUUGGUGAUUUCUCAUACCAACUUUCUUUUUUUGAUUUCUUUAUUCUGUUUUUUUGGGUUUGAUUUGAUUUGAUUCUCUGGAAUUUAUUACAUAAAAAGGGGUUUCAAUCUUUAAAGUGAUUCUGCAAGAUGGGUAGUUCUGGUAGGAAGAAUGUUUUGCUCACCGCUAAUGGAGACGAUAUUUCUCAGAAUUUGGCUUUGCAUUUGGCACAAGGGGGCUGCAGGCUUGUUUUGAUGGGAAAUGAGAGCACUCUCCAGAAUGUUGUCAACAAAAUUAAAAGUUCUGUCGAGGGUGCGGACAAGGUGGAGGUUGUUGGUCUAGAUAUGGAAGAAGAAAAAGAGGGGGUUUUCGAGGAGGCAGUGGAAAAGGCGUGCAAAAUUUUGGGGAAUUUGGAUGCUUUUGUAAAUUGCUAUGCUUAUGAAGGAAAGAUGCAGGACCAGCUACAAUUAGCUGAGGAUGAGUUUAAAAAGAUAGUGAAAAUAAACUUCAUGUCUCCAUGGUAUUUGUUAAAGUACGUUGGCAGAAAAAUGGGCGAUCAUAAAUCAGGAGGCUCCAUUGUAUUAUUGACAUCGAUAAUAGGCUCUGAAAGAGGGCUUUAUCCCGGUGCUGCUGCAUAUGCUUCAUGUUUGGCAGGAAUACAGCAACUAGUUAGGGUAUCAGCUUUGGAGAUUGGGAAAUACAAGAUCAGAGUGAAUGCAAUAGCAAGAGGUUUGCAACUUGAAGAUGAAUAUCCAAAAUCAGUGGGGAAGGAGAGGGCAAAGAAGAUGGAGAAGGAAGUGGUACCAAUUCAGAGAUGGCUAGAUGUGAAAAAUGAUUUGAAUUCAAGUGUUGUGUAUUUGAUCAGUGAUGGUUCGAGGUAUAUGACUGGCACUACAAUCUUUGUUGAUGGAGCUUUGUCUCUUGUGAGGCCAAGAAUGAGGUCUUAUAUGUAAUUCUCACUCUCUCAUUUGACUAGCACAGCCUUUUUGGUUGUCUCAUUGAGAUUUAUUUUAUUUUAUUUUUAUUUUU
Molecule: messenger RNA, 1680 nt
Organism: Ziziphus jujuba (common jujube)
Lineage: Eukaryota; Viridiplantae; Streptophyta; Magnoliopsida; Rosales; Rhamnaceae
Exons: 5
Coding region: 801-1604 (267 amino acids)
Source: RefSeq, a predicted model, not a curated record